Molecule: messenger RNA, 521 nt
Organism: Neopelma chrysocephalum (saffron-crested tyrant-manakin)
Lineage: Eukaryota; Metazoa; Chordata; Aves; Passeriformes; Pipridae
Gene: NHLRC4
Product: NHL repeat containing 4
Exons: 2
Coding region: 6-521 (171 amino acids)
Biological process (GO): negative regulation of translation; protein polyubiquitination; proteasome-mediated ubiquitin-dependent protein catabolic process
Molecular function (GO): translation repressor activity; protein binding; ubiquitin protein ligase activity
Source: RefSeq, a predicted model, not a curated record
ACUCCAUGGGCAAGAUCUUGGUAGCAGACUAUGCCCAAGGCCAAGUGCACAGCUUUGCUCUGGACCACGCCUUCAAGACACUCGAGGUCCACUCAGUGCCUGACCUGCAGGGGCCUCGCUACGUCAGCCCAGCGCCCAACGGGGGCUUUGUGGUGAGCGAGGAGUGUGGGGAUGUCAAGGUCUUCAUGAGCAGCCACAAGCUCCUCUGCUCCCUCAGCAGCAAAUAUGGACACCAGUUUGGCAACCCCGCUGGGGUGUGUGUGGAUAGGGAUGGCAGCAUCCUGGUGGCAGACGAGCAGCGCCGGACAGUCCACUUGUUCCCAGAGCACGGGGCUCCCGUCUGCCUGGUGUCCGUGGGGCUGCAGAGGCCUGCUGGCAUGGCUUGCUCCCCCUUCGGGCACCUCUUUGUGGCAGACACGGGGGAGAACUGUGUCAAAGUCUUUAAGUACUGUGUGAGACCCCCUUACAAUCCCACCAACCCUGGGGCACCAUCUUCUCCAGAUGGCAGAAGCAAGGACUAG